CGGCGUGGAUGUGCAGAAGGACCGGGCGGACGGCUCCCGUCAUCCGGUCUAGCGUCUUCACCUGUUUGUGGUCGGAGCUGCGAUGAAACCGGAGCGGCGGAGCGCCACCGGACCGGCAGGAAGGAUGAGUCGGUUGUGAUCAUCCGUCGUGGACCACAGGGGAGUUCAGGGGCACGAGCGGCGGUCUGGGCGCGCUCGCAGCCUGGGCCAUCCUGCAGAUGGAGAGCUUCCAUUGGGUGCAGCAUCGCUGCCGACAGCUGCUGUCGGCAGAUUCAAGCCGAGGCUGGUACUCCGCCCCGGAUGGUUCGGCCAACAAAAGCUCCUCUCAGGGGCCCGGUGGAAAAAGGAGAACUGUGUUUGCCCGCCAUGGCCCCCUCCAGCAGCAAUACGCAGCUCUGCCCAAGAAAUACCAGGGCAACGCCAUCUGCACGACCCAAUACAGCCUGCUGACCUUCAUCCCCAUGAACCUGUUCCAGCAGUUUCACAGGUUUGCUAAUCUUUAUUUCCUGUUCCUGGCACUGCUGAACUGGGUCCCCGUGGUGGAGGCCUUUGAGAAGGAAAUCACCAUGAUUCCUCUGCUGGUGGUCCUCGCCGUCAUCGGCAUCAAAGACGCCCUGGAGGACUAUAGACGCUACCUGUCUGAUAAGAAGGUCAACAACAACAUGGUUGAGGUCUUCUGUGGCGCGCAGAAGGACUACGUGGACUGCUGCUGGAAGGAUGUGCGGGUCGGCGACUUCGUCCGUCUGUCCUGUAAUGAAAUCAUUCCCGCCGACAUGGUGCUGCUGUACUCCUCAGACCCCCGCGGGGUUUGUUACAUCGAGACUGCCAACCUGGAUGGAGAGACCAACUUGAAGCAGAGGCAGGUGGUGUCGGACCUUCCCUUGCAGGACUCACAGUUCAGCCCAGGGAACUUCCACAGCCGCAUUGAAUGCGAGAACCCCAACAACGACCUGAACCGGUUCAGAGGCUUCAUAGAGCACGCCAAUGGGGUUCGAGUCGGCCUCCACAGCAGCAACGUCCUGCUCAGGAGCUGCACCAUCCGGAACACGGAAACAGUGAUUGGGAUUGUGGUUUAUGCUGGCCACGAGACCAAAGCCAUGAUGAACAACAGCGGGCCGCGGUACAAGCGCAGCCUGCUGGAGCGGCGCCUGAACAGGGACAUCCUGUGGUGCGUGGCCCUCCUCAUCGUCAUGUGUCUGAUUGCCGCUGUGGGUCACGGACUCUGGCUGAAGAACCUCAAAGACCCCAUCUUUCAGGUUGACGGGGAGAUGUCCCCGGCCCUUGCUGCCUUUUACGUCUUCUGGACCAUGAUCAUCGUGCUGCAGGUGCUGAUUCCCAUCUCUCUGUACGUGUCCAUUGAGAUCGUGAAGCUGGGUCAGAUCUACUUCAUCCAUAACGACCUGGACAUGUACAACGAAGAGCAGGACUCCAGGAUCCAGUGUCGGGCUCUCAACAUCACAGAGGACCUGGGUCAGAUCCAGUACGUGUUUUCCGAUAAGACGGGAACCCUGACGGAGAACAAGAUGGUGUUUCGUCGCUGCAGUAUUUUUGGCGUGGAGUAUCCUCAUGAGGAAAACGCUCGGAGGCUGGCGGUGUACGAGGAGGACCCGAACAGAGGUGCCAGUCGUACUGUGACCCUCAAGUCGGCCUGCAGCCGGAAAUCGCUGACGUGCCGCUCGCUCAGCUGCAACCGCAGCUCCGUGUCUCUGCACACCCUCACCGCUGAGUCCGGGGAGGAGGACCAGCUGUCCAGCCACCCACAGGCCAAGACGGGCGCCUUCUGCAGCCCCAUGGCGAAGGACGUGGUACCGGACCCAGCCCUGGAGAAGAAGCUGAACUCUCUUUGCUCCUCUCUGCUGCACCUGAGUGACGGUUUGUUUAAGACCACAUCCAACCUGGAGCUCACCUACAUCACCGACUUCUUCCUGGCUCUGACCAUCUGCAACACUGUAGUGGUCUCCUCGCCUGGACAGCCUCGCCAUGUGAUGCGUGAGGCCCGGACCCCCCUCAAGUCUCUGGAGGAACUCAAAGUGAUGUUCCAACGCCUCAGUUUCUCGCCCUUCACCACAAUGUCCACCCCUCAGAUGAAGAGCAGCCCCCGCGGCUUCACCAGCAGGCUCUUCAUUCGGGGCAAGAGCGGCUCUUUGACUUUCCCGACACCCACCAACAACAGUCCCAGCUGCCCGAACCCAGGACCAGAGAGCUACGAGGAAACCAGCAGCCUCAAAGUGGAGCUGAAUAUGUCUGCGGGAAGAGGAGAUCCUAUCUGGGCAGAUCCGGACUCCAAGGAGGCUCUCAAGGAAGCACAGAUCAGCUCAGACAGGUUUAAGGGGAGCAUGGAGGACCAGGAUGAAGACGGCAGCUCAGGGGAGGACAGUGAGGAUGAGCUGCUGUACGAGGCGGAGAGCCCAGACGAGGCCGCCCUGGUCCACGCAGCCCGAGCGUAUCACUGCACCCUCAGGGCACGCUCCCCCGAGAACCUGCUGGUGGAGCUGCCAGGAAUCGGCUCACUGCCGGUGCGCUUGCUGCACGUCCUGCCGUUUGACUCCAACAGGAAGAGGAUGUCGGUGGUCGUCCGACACCCUCUCACCGGAGAGGUGGUGGUCUACACCAAGGGUGCAGACUCUGUCAUCAUGGAUCUGGCUGAAAGGCCUAAAGGUGCAGAACACGCUCAGGAGUUGUACAGCCACAUCCGAGAGCAAACCCAGAAACAUCUGGACGCCUACGCCAGGGAGGGCCUCCGCACACUCUGUAUCGCCAAGAAGGUUCUGGAGGAGGAGGAGUACGACGUGUGGAUGAAGAGGCAGCUGCUGGCAGAAAGCAGCAUUGAGAACAGAGAGGAGCUGCUGCUGGAGUCGGCCCAGAGGCUGGAGACCAACCUCACUCUGCUGGGAAGCACAGGCAUUGUAGACAGACUUCAGGAGGAGGUUCCAGAAACCAUCGAAGCUCUUCAGAGGGCUGGCAUCAAAGUGUGGGUCCUGACUGGAGACAAACAGGAGACAGCCAUCAACAUCGCCAACGCCUGCAAACUUCUCCGCUCCAGUGACCAGCUGCUGACAGCCAACUGUGAUAACAAGGACGCUUGUGCAGCUCUACUCAACGAGCUCAUUGUGGAGGUCCAGUGUGGACAAGAAGGUGUAAGCGAACAGAGAGAAGACCCGUCUUCUGGAUCGACUGGCUUCAUCCUGGCCAUAGAUGGUCGGACUCUGGACUGGGCUCUGCAAGAGGACCUGCGGAGCAGCUUCCUGGAGCUGAGCCGCAAAUGCAAGGCCGUCCUCUGCUGCCGAUCCACUCCACUGCAGAAGAGCAAAGUGGUCCAGCUGGUCCGGGACCAUUUAAGGGUCAUGACCCUGGCUGUGGGUGAUGGAGCCAACGAUGUGAGCAUGAUCCAGGUGGCAGAUGUCGGCAUCGGCAUAUCCGGUCAGGAGGGAAUGCAGGCUGUGAUGUCCAGUGACUUUGCCAUUCCCCGGUUCCACCUCCUCAGGAAGCUGCUGCUGGUUCAUGGACACUGGUGCUACCAUCGCCUUGCAAACAUGAUCCUCUACUUCUUCUAUAAGAAUGUGAUGUACGUCAACCUGCUGUUCUGGUACCAGUUCUUCUGUGGUUUCUCUGGGAGCGUCAUGAUCAACUCCUGGGUGCUCAUCCUCUUCAACUUGCUCUUCACUUCCGUCCCUCCUCUCAUCUAUGGAGUUCUGGAUCAGGACACGGCUGCAGACGCUCUUGAAGAGCAUCCUGAGCUGUACCAGACUGCACGCUCCUCCAAGGUCUACGUUCCCUCCAUUUUCUGGAUCACAAUCCUGGACGCCUUCUACCAAAGCUGCGUUUGCUUCUUCAUUCCUUAUUUUGCCCUGGCAGGGUCAGAUGUCGAAAGUUUGUCCUUUGGCUCCCCGAUCAACACCUCAGCUCUCUUCAUCAUCCUGCUGCACCAAGUCAUCGAAAGCCACACGCUGACAUGGAUUCACGCGCUCGUCUUGUUUCUCAGCGCUGCCUCCUAUUUCGCCUUCGUGCUGCUCUUCAGCACCUUCUGCAUCGUCUGCAGCCACCCCACCAACCUGCUGGGGGUGGAGCCUCGGCAGCUGAGCACACCCCUCUUCUACGUCAUCUGUGCCGUCACCACAGUGACGGCCCUGAUCCCCAGGAUUUUGUUCCGGUCUCUGUUUAACACCGUGCACCCCUCCGCUCUGUUGACCAAAGACCAGAGACAAGAAGCAGCUUCAGAGUCGUACCGCAGGAGGAUGCAGCGCUGGAACCAAAACCAUGCUAGAACCGGGCUCCCAGUGUGCGCCGACAACCCCGGCAUGGUGCCCAGUCGGGAGGAGGUGCUGUCUUGACCAUGUGGGUUUUCGGUGGCCCCUCCUGCCUGCCGCUCUUAGAACCAAAGCUGGUCUGGACUGUCCUCAUGAGCGGCAGGGAGGAUGGGAAGCUGCAGUCCAGGAUGAAGCGCGCUCAGGCGGGCCGUGUUUACAUGGCUGUCAGCUGUUUGACUGUUACGAUGACGACCCGCCUCUGCUCUUGUUUACUCGCCGAGCUGGACUCCAUGAGGCUGCAUGGUGCCGAGGCUUCGGACUUCUUAAAGCGCUUCAAUAACAUUCUAGCCAAAGUGAAGAUGAUCAGGACAAUGCUCAAAGAGUGGACACCGUUGUUUUUUUUUUUUUACUUUUAUUUGUAAUAACUGACCAUUUCAUGUUUUAUAUUGUUGAAGUUUGUUCAAAUCAGAUUUCAUCUGUCUACUUUCUGAACCCCUGAAUCCCUUUUGGGGGUCAGAGGGCUGCUGGAGCCUAUCCUGUCUACGGUCCUGUUAAAUUCAGGAACGAAACCAGGAAGGUUCUGAUGAGACGGCAGGGUUCUGAUGAACCUCUGAGCCAGGCAUCAGUGCCCAUUCUCUCAGGAGAAACCGUGAAGUGACCUUACCACUCCAUCAUGCACAAAUGCUGCAAUAGAAGUUUUUAGUGGAAUAAUGGAAGUUACCAAUCAUCAAUGCUUUUGCAAUAAACAGCUUUAUGAAUUUCA
Messenger RNA from Oryzias latipes (Japanese medaka), 5010 nucleotides. RefSeq names its product ATPase phospholipid transporting 10D (gene atp10d). NCBI's taxonomy places the organism in Eukaryota, Metazoa, Chordata, Actinopteri, Beloniformes, Adrianichthyidae. Gene Ontology annotation, biological process: phospholipid translocation. The record is from RefSeq and is a predicted model, not a curated record. Gene Ontology annotation, cellular component: plasma membrane. Gene Ontology annotation, molecular function: ATPase-coupled intramembrane lipid carrier activity; ATP hydrolysis activity; ATP binding.